Messenger RNA from Coprinopsis cinerea okayama7#130, 3666 nucleotides. Its product is annotated as RNA-directed RNA polymerase. Gene Ontology annotation, biological process: siRNA processing. Lineage: Eukaryota; Fungi; Basidiomycota; Agaricomycetes; Agaricales; Psathyrellaceae. Gene Ontology annotation, cellular component: nuclear RNA-directed RNA polymerase complex. Gene Ontology annotation, molecular function: RNA-directed RNA polymerase activity. The transcript has 14 exons. The coding region runs from base 1 to 3666 and encodes 1221 amino acids. The record is from RefSeq and is a predicted model, not a curated record.
AUGCCUACGAGCCGUAGCGCGACGCUUCCAAAGACCACCCAUCUGACAGAGGCGAUUAAACGACGAAAUGCACUCGUUGCUGAUGCCGAUGGACAUUCUUGGGACGACUCCAACGAAGCUGGCGGCUUGAGCCCCUCUCAGAGCUCGAGCUUCAGCAUCAGUCCCGAAGACGACAUCUCUGGGUUAAUUGCGCAAUACAGCACGCAGCCUACCGAACCCAAAGCAGGCGGUAGUGCUGCCUCAUCCUUCGAUCAGGUACCCUUGACUCAAACUUCAACGGGGUCGAGUACCGUGACAGACGGGACCGUAAAACCGGCGUCCAAAUCGUUCACUCUGGGAAAACGAAAGCAAGAGGAUCAUAAUUCAACACCAGUUCCGCCCUCCAGACCGUUCAAGCAAGCCCGUUCAGAAUCGAAUUUGCUCUUCAAGGCGGAAUCAAAUCUGGUUCCGCCGGUUGAUGCCAAAUCUGGGGCGGAUGUUACCCAAUCCAAAGCGGCAGAAGCUGCUACAGAACCGGUUAUUCUGUCAUGGAGAAAAACAAUGGGUUUUUUCAACAGAAUACCAUUUGGUGCGAGAUGGGAAAUUGGACGCUGGGUGAUAGCUAGCGGUCGAGUAUCGUUUACCAGCCUCACACCGGAGCACUUCAACAAGCUAGAGUCUUUCCCAACCAAUGUGGCGGCUGUGCCUCAAGCUGCCAAGUUGAUGAAGUCCAUGAUCAAAGGCCUUGAGGAUGAGCUGGGGGAGGACGAAUCGGAUCCGUUUUCUGCACGGUAUGCAAAAGAAGACGCGGCCUUGAGCCCUUGGGAAGAACUCGACAAAGAAGAAGAUCGGCUUCGAAGUGGAAAUCCACUCGCGAAUCUGGGAUUCGAUGAGAACGGGCAGUGGACAGGCGAAUACGGUGGGAAGGUAGAAUUUAGGGGAAGCCUUCAUCACGACCCAUUCACUGGUUUCAGGGUGCGGCUGGAACGUCCUACACUCGGCCCAUCUACCCAGCUUGCGCGUAGAUUUGGGAGCAAGAAUCUGUUUCGACUAAAAAUCAUGAAGGGAAGUCAGGGUCACAAAGACCUCCUGCAGUUUCUAGCAAGGCCGUUUGUCAUUUGCGGGGGCGUCUACCGCGCAUUCUAUGCGAAAGAACAGAACGUUUUCUUCGUCAAGACUAAUGAAGACAUGGACAAGCUGAUGUUCAUACCGGACCCAUUGAUAAAGGACGUGCCGUCCUUUUUCGAUUUCCUCGACUUUCACAACCCUAUGGACGCAACCACCAAUCAGAAAAUGGCCAAAUGGGCAUCUCGCUUUGCUCUCGGUCUUUCAAACUCGGUUCCAGGACUUCUUUUGAAACCUGAGAACAUCCGUUUCAAAGACGAUAUCGAGCACCCUGAGACUGGGUCCGUUAUGACUGACGGUGCUGGCAGUAUGAGCCGCAUGGUAGCAACGCAAUUGCAUCGGAACCUAGGUUGGGAUUAUCGCCCUACCGCAAUCCAAGUUCGAGUGUUUGGUAGUAAGGGCCUGCUGGUGGACGAUACGGAUGGCGACCACGAGCAAGAACCCAUCGUCUGGUUGACCCCGUCGCAGCGGAAAAUCUUCUACAGGCUUGAAAAUUGCGACCCAGUCCACCGAGUGAUCGAUGUUCUUCGCGCCUCCCAAACGAAGACGCAAUGUCGACUGUCAGUGGAGACGAUCAUCAACCUGGCAGAAAACAAGGUUCCUAAAGAAGUCUUCAUCGGCCUGCUGAGCGAGUGCAUCUCUGCUAUCGUAACACCAUUGCUUCAGUGGGACAGCGAUGAUUCGGCCCACACCCUCUGGUAUUUGGUGCAAAAGCUUGGCGGUGUCUUGUCGGCAAAGAGGGCAAGGGAGAGUGCGGGGACUGCUCGCGUUCAAGGAUACUCUGAACGCGAUCUCGAUGAAAACGAAUGGGAUGACGAGGAUGGCUUCACGCAACUCGACCUAGCGGAACAGAAGGCGCCUGCGUGGUGGGCUGACCCCAUCAGUGGUUGCCCAUCUUCCCUCGAAGAGACGGUUCUGGAGUUCCUCGACUCCGGUUUCAUGCCACAGUCCUGCCAUGUACAAAGGGAGAAGUUGAAGCACAUCAUCCGUCGGUUUAUCAAGAACAUCUCGAAAACGUAUCGGAUGACGGCUCUCAUGUCUUGUUCUGCAUGGAUUAUCCCAGACACUCGCGGGGUUCUGGAAGAAGGAGAGAUCUACUUCAAGUCUUCGUCACGGAAUUUGUUACGACCGAAUGGAACCCUCACAGACGAGCUGAUUGGAGAUGUGCUGGUCACUCGCAAUCCUAGUAAACUUCCUACGGAUGUCCAGAAAUGGAGGGCGGUCCAUAGACCAGAAUUGCGUGACCUUGUUGAUGUUGUCGUUCUGUCGACCAAAGGAGCUCGCCGCGCCGCUGACUGGCUCGCUGGUGGCGACUAUGAUGGUGACAAGGUCACCGUAAUAUGGGAUCCAAAGAUUGUGGACCCGUUCAAAACGGCCGAUCCCAGCCACGGAGAUCCUCCGGAUGAUGCUUUCAAGGAAGCCAACUUCGAGGCAGACACUACAAAUAUCUCAGUCGCCGACUUUCUGGCCCAGAACGCAAAAGCACCGCCCGUAGAACGCGUCAGGAAGAUCCAAAAAUAUCUUCUUGAUGCUGUAACGGAUACGUCCGCCGUUGGCAAGUACUCCAACUUUCACGACAAUGCUGUCUACAAAUACGGCUUUGCACAUCCCAAGGCUAUCCGUCUCGCUCACAUGUUUUGUUUGACGCUCGACGGGUCGAAAACGGGCAUGAAGGUCAAGAAGGACGUACUGGACAGAGACAGCAGAGAAUUCAACCAUCGAGCCCCAGCGUGGAAGGAGACAGAGGAAGAAAAGGACAAAAUGAUGCACAACUCCAACUCCAAUCAACUCAAUCUCAAGCGCCCAAAAAACCUCCCUACUUUCAUUAUGGACCACCUCUACCAGGCCUCGGCGAGCAAUCGGGAUGAGUGGCUCGUCAAAGUAGACGCACACUAUGCCAAAUUUGGUCACAAGCUCGCGUUCGAUGAAACCUUGCUCCAGCCCUUUUAUGAUGUGUUGAAGAAGUGCGAUGAGAAGAAGCCAGCGACGUACGACUUUGCAGGGGCACUUGCCGUUUGGAAGACGAUCGUAAAGCCAGGGGAACCAUAUGAGGAGGAGAAGGAGGGAUAUCGAAGGGACAUCAAACUGGUCUAUCAUCACAUUCAGGAGAUAUGGGAGGACCAUCGCUUGGCUCUGUGCCAAGGUUCCGGUGACUCCGGCUCUUCUCCACACAAGAGAGGUUCUCCGCAGAAGAUAUCUCCUCGAAAAGGAGCUGGUUUUACAGAACUUCCUAUCGAAAGACGACAGGACAUCAUCCGGGCAUUAUCCAAGCGCUUCGCGGCCAAGCCUGACCCCGCAAAGAUGCAUACGGUGGAAUCCCACCUUUCUGCGUUCAAGGCGUCCUACGCCUAUUUCUUCUACUGCUUCAAGAGCCACGAGAAGGGGAGAAGCUACGGAGCGCAAUUUCCUUUCGACGUCGCGUUCCGAGCACUAUGUGCGAUCAAGGUUGGCGCUAGUAAUGGGAACGGCAAGGCGAUCCAGGACCAGUUCUAUGACAGGUUCUACAUGAAAGCACCCAAAAUUCUGAACCCUCAGCUUGAGAUAGCUCGUGCGUAUUUGUGA